Molecule: messenger RNA, 1233 nt
Organism: Durusdinium trenchii
Lineage: Eukaryota; Dinophyceae; Suessiales; Symbiodiniaceae
Source: the annotation of a GenBank genome assembly
GUCUGGGAGAUAUACCAAACCGUUCUUUUCGAGGACCGCUCCGCGCCCCAGACAGGAAGUAGAGGGUUGAUGUUGAAUGUUCAAGAGGAUCAUAUUAAAGUCAUCAAAGGAGCUGUAGCCAUUGGAUCAAGGCAAAAACCUGGUCAAAACCUGUUGGUGAGCCAGAAUGAAGCCUUUCGUGGCAUGCUUCGUGCUGGUGCUUCCUGCAGCUGCAUAUCCAUCGAGCAUGAACUACUGCGACCACAACUGCAUGGCUGCGAAGACGCCUGGGGGCUCAUUUGGUUCCAUGGGUAUUGCCACCUUCAGUGACCCCAUCACGGAUGCUGGGUGCAAGAUUACCACCGACGUCCCAUCCGCGGGAUUUACCUCCGGAACUGCCUACACAGUCACGGUGACAUCUGCGAAUGCGUUGGCGCAGAGAGUCUCUUGCAGUACCGGGUCCUUUGGCAACGCCGCCUACGCAAACAUUGGGUACAAGGUGACGACCAUGGGCCAUUCCUGGACAGCUCCGUCUAGUGGGACAGAAGCAUCGUUCGUUGCCUUGUGCGGCGAUUCCAGCAUCAUGAACCUUGCGGCGACAGUGACGGUUUCCGCAGCAACCACCACUUCUACGACCGCAAUGAGCACCACCACCACGAGCGCUGACACGACCGCUACAACGACGGAUGCGGACACGAGCACUGCAGCAACGACGGAUGCGGACACCAGCACGAGCGCCACGACGAGUGUCGCAGGCACAUCCACAGUGGGCAUGACAAGCUCAACUGUGGGUCAGAUGUCCGGCGGCGCCGCCCAAGCCACUGCGACCCUUUUGUCUUCAAUCUUCAUGACCUACUUCCUGAGGAUUUGAUUGGUUCACCUCAUUUUGCGCAUCAGUCAAGUGAGGGAGCAGAGUCCUUGGAUCUUCCACGAUCUUCCGCAAGGAAAGCUUGCCAUCCUUUCUCUAAAAGCCUUUUGAGGAUUGCUUGAGGAGGGACCAAUUCUACGGAGUCUGACCUUCUAAGAAGGUCGCUGCAGUGACGAUGUAACGUGAAUUAUUGUCCUUCUUUCCGGGCGGGAACAAGAAAAGCUGACCUGGAUUUGCUUGUUCGUUUUGGUCGUUGGUGUGUGGUAAGUAUUGCACGAAAAGGAUCUCCGUGCCGAGCCGCAAGUCCACAGAGUUCAUGUAGCUGCGUAACUGCUGGUGGCGCAAAGGUUCGCCACCUUGAGCAUCCAGUGAAAAGCAAGAGCAUC